AUGGAUAAAAAUAAACCGUUUGUGAUACCGAAGAAACGGAAAGUGGAGGUAGCACAGGAAGAAGUUGCUGAAGAUACCUCUCCAUCUCCUUCUCCCGAUGUACCAGAAGGAUACGAAAUCAACGAUGCAACUCCAGAUGAAACGCAACAACUUCUCAAUGAUAUUGCCAAGAAGAACACAAACAAGUCUGGUUGGUCGGAAGAAUGCUGGAAAUUCAUGAAAGCUUCAAAAGUUCAAAUGAUUCGAAACCGGAAACUAGAGCAAUCAUUUGAGUCAUACAAACGAAAAAACAAAAUCGAACAGGAAGUGUUAGAACAUCGUGUUGUGUACGACGACGAUGAAAUCCAGGAUAUUGCUGAAAACGGUUUAUCUGUAGAGAACGACGGAAUAAUAGACAUAGGAGAUCCACGCCAAGGAGUGUUACUCUACACCUCCCCAGCUUUAGCUUACGCUGGCAGAUACUUGUAUACGAAUAUUCCGAUCAUGGUUAUGGUGUUCCGUACAGCCACAAACGGAAAACGAAAUGAAAUACCCUUGAGCUCAGGGAAAGCGCCUCCACCAUCGAAAAAUCACAGCUCCCACGGUUUGAUGAGAACGGAGUUCAACACUAUGAAAUUUCAUCGUUAUCUACUCGAGCAUUGCAUGGCUGGUGUCUAUCACUAUGAAUACAUGCCCAACACGAAUAACGUAUACAGAUAUCCAUCAAUGAUAUUGCCGCAUGCAGUUAUCACAUUCCAGUUAGAUAUGACUAACCUACCGCCACUAAACUCGAAGAAGCCUAGUAAAAUCAAUCGCUCACUACCCACCUUCCAUAUUGAUGAAAUCACUCCACAUACUCUUAUUUUCCCUCAUAAAGACGUUACCGCUCAUAUUUGCGUUCCGCCGGUUUCAAAAGAAGUUCCAUUUUUUUUAUACGACUCUACAGCAACUCCAGAAUUCCGUAGUAUAAAUGAUCUCAGACUAUACGAGGAGCUUGAAAUGCUCCGUACAUCGGACUGUUUCGGCAAAAUACUGAGUUCGAAUGCAGUAGUUCUGACGAAUCUUUCUAUAGCCUCUCAUUACAUUCUCCGUUUCUCAGAAGAGGACAAAAGCUUUGUUGAUCGUAUCAGAAAGUACAAAAUGAUGCUUGUGUGGACCAGAUUUCCAUUUACUGUGUUUUAUCUCCCUCCUGGAGAUGUUUCUGCAGAGUUUGGGUUUCCGUACGUACAGAAUUGCAUGAACUUGAUCGUUCACCGGGCCCAAAUCGGUGAUACAGGCGUACCAGUUCAGGAAAGAUGUCAGGUUCAGAGCAUGUUCUUCUCAGAAGAAACACCAGAUGAGCUGUCAAAGUUUUGGAAUAAAGGCGAAGAGUAUGACAAUGAAAUACCCGAGGUUGAUAAUUUCGAAGAUGGAGUUUACGAAGAUGACUAUGAAGACCCGGAGGCAGACUUACGUAGAGCAAGACAGGCUGAAGAAGCUCAGAGAAGAAGAGAAAGCCAGACUGAAGAAACGGAAGCAUCGAGUGCAGAUAUAGAUGCUAGAAAAAAAGAAGAUGAAGACGUGAAGAGACUUUUAGCGCUUCCUCCCGAAGAAGUUAAAGUCACGGUUUUACACACUACACCAGUUGAUCCUAAUCUUCAGGGAGUUAUAAAAACUGUAACGCAUAAACCGAGAAAAAACCUCGUCUUAAAAUGGACGGAUCAAGCCGAGCUUAAUACUACACCGCGUCCACUCGUCACUACAAGGUUCUUUGAAAAUGAUGCGAGUCCUCCUCAUCAUCUCGACCGAGACGGACUAUCAUUCGAUGAAAAACGAAAAAAUGAAGAGGCGGUCGCACAACUGGUUGCAGAAAAGAAUGAGCUCUUCAAGAAUGCAAUGUCCGGUAACAAUCCUCGCAGAAAUGAUAUGGAAGCGGGACAAUCACCGUCUCAACAGAUGGCAACAUCUCCAGCCAAUACACAUAGCAAUGGAUCUUCUCCGAUGAGUCCUUUUGUGCCUUCUCCGGAUCAGACGCAAAGUCCUCCGAAUUCAUAUAAGCAACCUCCUUCGAACUUCACUGCUAAACCGGUUCAGCCAUCUCUAUCAGCUCUCCCAUUACCAUCAAAUUAUUCUAUGCCGCCUCCGCCAAUUACUAAUGUUCGAACCCCACAAAUCGGAGGUUUGGCACCGUCUCCACAGCUGCCACCAAUGGGAGUUCCACCACCAAACAUGAUGCUCCCACCAACUAGUGUUCCACCUCCAAAUUAUCAAAUUCCGCCGCCGCCAAGAAUGUUGCCAACUUCAGUUCCCCCACCGAACAGAAUGGUACCUCCACCAACUCUUCCACCGCCAGGACUUCUCACUCCAAGUUUGAGCAAAACCGUUCUUCCAACGUGUCUGGUCCCGAAUUCUGGACCUCCACAAGAUCCCAGAAAAGUUCAACAAUCGAAUUUGAGCACAAGCUUGAUUAUGCCUCCAACAGCUUCAACUUCUUCGCUAACGGCGACUAAUGCGCUACCAAGUCCUGGUGCAGAGGAAAAAGGAGAGGAACCUAUGGAUGUAGACGAAGAGGAUAGUUUUCAAACGGGCAGAGAUUCAGAUAGCAACGCACCUGUAGAACAAGAAGAGGAGAACGAUAUCCUUGUUUCGGUUUUCACACAAUCGAUACAAACUCCAAAACCUGUUUUAAAACCAGAUUUAAUUCCCGGAAUUAUUGCUAACGACAUGUCGAAUGCGCCGAACAUCCAACAUCUAAUCAAUUUGAGUAAUAAAAAACGUGAAUCUCAAGACACUGACCUUCGAUCGCAACCUCAAGUCAACUUUCCAAUAAACAAGCCGAAACCUCCAGCAACUAAACAAGUCGUAAACGUUUUGGGUGUCGACGAUGACUAUGAGACUGAAGUUCUUUCGGAGAAAGAAGCUAGUAGUUCACAGGAUAUAGAUUAUAGAAAAUUCGCCCCGGUGGCUUCUCGUCGUGACUCUCAGAAUAGUUUCACAAAGGACCGUGAUGAUCGACUGAAGGAUGUAGACGAUCGUUUCCAAGAUAUCCCAGUGCCAGAUGGAUCGCCAGGCUCAGAAAGUCGUAAGAAACAAAGUCAAAGUAUGCAGGAAAAGUUGCGUGCCAUAAACAAAGUGGCCGAGAAUAAGGUGCAGAAUACAAAUGAACAUCUUGCGUAUCAAGCUCAGAUGGCGCUCACGGCUGAGCCCAAAAAGGAGCAAACCACAGCGCCACGUAAACCUAACAACAGCAUGUUCCCAGCACUGUCCCAGUCCAGGUUCACAUCACAGGGAUUAGUGCAAAAUUCAACAUUGCCUGAGCCGACACCAAGUGAACCUAUUCGAGAACAAACGCCACCAAGAUCGCCCAGUCCGAUUUCAUCACCUCAAGUAGAGGAUUACGUUCCGAAGACUUUCUUGAACACGUCGAAGCAACAAACAUGUAAAAUUGUACCAACUGAAUCGAAAGAAGGGUAUGAAACUUAUCGUGGUGAGCGUCCAAGUUCCAGUUCUACAAAAAGUGAGUCUGCGAAAACUAAUACAAGAAAUAGAAGAGAUUAUGACUCUGUCGAACCCGGUACUUCCGAUAGAAAAGCAACAGAGACAUGGGCUAAUUUGAUGAACAAUCCAGUUAAACAAAAGGAGAAGUCUAAGCAACCUUCAAAUAUCGAAUAUGUCACAUUAGAUGAUGAUGGCGAAGAAGAAGGUGAAUUACGGAGCGGAGAGAGUUCGAGCUCAACGAUGAACAGUUCAGCCCCAAAAAAGGUUUUGAGCUCUCUCGAUGUGCCACCUGGAAUAACAACACGUCAUCGACCACAGGAAGGAAGUUCUUCAAGUUUCCAGAAUAAUCGGCCGUUCACCAAUCCGUCGCCAAGCUCAAUGGUGUUUCUAGAUCACACUUAUUCUAAACAAAUCAACCAAAACAGAAUGAGUGCAUCAAACGAUUACGCUGAAAAAUUGACUGGAUUUGUCGACAAAGACGCUGAGAAUCUGUGCAUCUUUAUCGAUCCAGAAAUAAACGGCGACGCAUUUGAUCCCAAUUGUAUGAAAGCGACUGAUCUCACUAGAUUAUUCAACCUUCUGAACAAUGAGAAUAUGAAAAAGAAGCCAUAUUCGCCACGUGUACACUCGAAAGUUUUCGUUCAUAAAUGUUCAAGUACUGGUAACCUCAAGAAAAAUAACUCGUUUGAACAUCUUUUCAAUAUUAAUACUGGACUUGUUCUAAGACUGCCUUCUCACUCAUGUGAUCUAGAUCCGAAAAAAUCGUGUCUCGCGAGAUGUGCAGCCGUUGUCACCAGAAAGUUGGAAGGAAAACGAGCGAUUUUCUUGACCCACAAGUUCGACGAAUACAGUCAAGAUGGUCGCAUGAUGUUUGAUAAUAAUGUUCGAGUCAUGAGCAUUCAACGAUUUGAGCAAAUGAUUGCCGAAAUCCGAGAUACAUAA
Messenger RNA from Caenorhabditis remanei, 4398 nucleotides. RefSeq lists its product as uncharacterized. Gene Ontology annotation, biological process: negative regulation of gene expression, epigenetic. The record is from RefSeq and is a predicted model, not a curated record. Gene Ontology annotation, cellular component: nucleoplasm. Lineage: Eukaryota; Metazoa; Nematoda; Chromadorea; Rhabditida; Rhabditidae. The coding region runs from base 1 to 4398 and encodes 1465 amino acids. The transcript has 17 exons.